AUGGAUUUUGAAACCAAUGAAGAUAUAAAUGGGAUUCGUUUCUCAUGGAACGUCUUCCCUAACAACAAGGCAGAUGCAACCAAAAACGUCGUCCCUGUAGGUUGUUUAUACACUCCAUUGAAAGAAAGAGAAGAUUUACCAAUAGCUUCUCAUGCUCCUAUCCUUUGUGGUGGUCCUCAAUGUAAAGCAGUUUUAAACCCUUAUUGUGCUAUUGAUCCAAGGGGAAACUCUUGGACUUGUCCAAUUUGUAAUGUAAGAAAUCAACUACCUGGUCUUUAUAGUAAUAUGACUCAAGAAAGUAUGCCAAUGGAAUUGCAAAACACUACCAUCGAAUAUAUUACUCAAAAAACUGUACCAAUCCCUCCAAUCUUCUUCUUCGUCAUCGAUAUUACGGCAGAAAAAGAAAAUUUGGAUGCUUUGAAAGAAUCUAUAAUGACUUCAUUAUCUCUUUUACCACCAAACGCUCUCAUUGGUAUUAUCACUUACGGGAACGUAGUUCAAUUACACGAUUUCUACAAUGAAACUAUUAAUAAAUGUAAUGUCUUUAGAGGUGAUAGAGAAUAUGAAAUUGGUCAACUAACAGAAAUGUUAACUGGUCAAAAAGCAACCAGUAAAGUAGGUGUGGCACCUAAUGCUUCCGUGACUCCAUUUUCUAUGAACAGGUUUUUCUUACCGUUAGAAUCCAUAGAAUUUAAAUUAAACCAAUUCUUGGAAAAUUUAUCUCCAGACCAAUGGGGCAUUCCAGCAAACAAUAGACCGUUAAGAGCCACUGGUUCUGCAUUAAACAUUGCAAGUUUAUUGUUACAAGGUGCUUAUAACACUUCUGCUGCAAGAAUUAUCUUAUUCUCAGCAGGUCCAGGUACUAUAGGUCCAGGUUUAAUCGUUAAUCCAGAAUUGAAAGAUCCAUUAAGAUCACAUCAUGAUAUUGAUUCAGGUAGAGCUUCUCAUUAUAAAAAAUCAUGUAAAUUUUAUAAUCAAUUGGCCGAAAGAGUUGCCACUAAUAGUCAUACUGUUGAUAUAUUUGCUGGUUGUUAUGAUCAAAUCGGUAUGUCCGAAAUGAAACAAUUAACUGAUGCAACUGGUGGUGUCUUAUUAUUAACAGAUGCAUUCUCUACCGCAAUUUUCAAACAAUCAUAUUUAAGAUUAUUCUCCAAAGAUGAAGAAGGUUAUCUAACAAUGGCAUUCAAUGGUACAAUGUCAGUGAAGACAAGUAGAGAUUUAAAAGUACAGGGUUUAAUAGGUCACGCUUCUCCAAUGAAGAAAAAUCCAGAUACUACUAACGUCAGUGAUUCUGAAAUAGGUAUAGGUGGUACUUCCACUUGGACUAUGUGUUCUUUAUCACCACAUCACUCGUACGCUAUUUUUUUUGAAAUUCCUAAUGCUAAUGUUCCACCUCCAGCCCCUGACGGUAAACCUCAUUUAGCUUAUACUCAAUUUAUUACCAAUUAUCAGCAUUCUUCUGGUGGCUACCGUUGUAGAGUUACCACUGUAGCAAACCAAAUGGUUGAAUUCGGUGCAGAGGCUAUGCCAAUAUCUUUUGAUCAAGAAGCUGCUGCAGUAUUAAUGGCAAGAAUUGCUGUUUUCAGAGCAGAAGCUGAUGAUGAUGCAGAUGUCAUUAGAUGGGUUGAUAGAUCAUUAAUUAAAUUAUGUCAACGUUAUGCUACAUAUAAUAAAGAUGAUCCAUCAUCUUUCAUGUUACCACCAUUUUUCUCAUUAUACCCUCAAUUCACAUAUUAUUUAAGAAGAUCACAAUUCUUAAGUGUGUUUAAUAAUUCACCCGAUGAAACCGCAUUUUAUAGACAUAUAUUCACAAGAGAAGAUACUACAAAUUCAUUAAUCAUGAUCCAACCAACUUUAACAUCAUAUUCAAUGGAAGAUGAACCACAACCUGUUUUACUAGAUUCUGUCUCUGUAAGACCAAAUACUAUUUUAUUAUUAGAUACAUUCUUUUUCAUCUUAAUAUAUCAUGGUGAACAAAUUGCCCAAUGGAGGAAAGCUGGUUAUCAAGAUGAUCCACAAUAUGCUGAUUUCAAAUCAUUAUUGGAAGAACCGAAAUUAGAUGCUGCCUCUUUAUUGGUUGAUAGAUUCCCAUUACCAAGAUUCAUUGACACUGAAGCUGGUGGAUCUCAAGCAAGAUUUUUAUUAUCUAAAUUGAAUCCAUCUGAUAAUUAUCAAAAUAUGGCAGCAGGUGGUGGUGCCAUUGUCUUAACUGAUGACGUCUCAUUACAAAGUUUCAUGCAACAUCUACAAUCUGUCACUGUUAAUGGACAAACUUAA
Molecule: messenger RNA, 2277 nt
Organism: Naumovozyma dairenensis CBS 421
Lineage: Eukaryota; Fungi; Ascomycota; Saccharomycetes; Saccharomycetales; Saccharomycetaceae
Gene: SEC23
Product: GTPase-activating protein SEC23
Exons: 1
Coding region: 1-2277 (758 amino acids)
Biological process (GO): COPII-coated vesicle budding; endoplasmic reticulum to Golgi vesicle-mediated transport; intracellular protein transport
Cellular component (GO): COPII vesicle coat; endoplasmic reticulum exit site
Molecular function (GO): GTPase activator activity; zinc ion binding
Source: RefSeq, a predicted model, not a curated record